GCAUGGUGGUUACUGGCUUUGUCCCAUCAAACCCACAGUAAUGAUCCUACUGCAAAUUAAGAAUUUAAUUACACUCACCCUUUCCAAUCGAGUAGAAUUUGGAAAAGUCAUAGCAUAUGAUUUAUAAAUUAUUGCUUCCAUUGUAUAACAUUUCCUUUAAUUUGUUACCUGUAUAUUUAUUUAAUUCUUUACAAUAAUACAAUGUAUAAUAAAGGCAAGAUUAUAAAAUUAGGAUAUGUGAGCUGUCUGUGAUUGCAUUGUUUUCCAUGCAUAAUUUGGCACUGCACCCAAAGUCUUAGGUACACUACAUUUUUAUAUUAGUUUUGCCUAAUGCAAAGUGUUCAUUAGAAAAAAUGAAUUUAACAGAGGCUAAAAAAAAUGACAUUUUCCACUUUUUUGGGGGAGUGCCCGUGUUCAGAAUUGAAUAUAUUAGUGAUGUUACACUCCACAGUUAAUGACUGAUAUGAAUGUAGACCCUCAGGGCUUUAAGAAUUUGCAGUUUUUCAUGUGUUUCUUUUUUUUUUACCUUGCCUACUAGGUUUAAAUGUUAUAAUUUUAUUAUGGCGGUUGUAUACAGUGUUUUACUAUCAAAUAAAGCUUUAGUUGUGUUGUCCGUUUUAACAGCAGUGAUUUCCAUUACAGAAUCAUGCCUAUUUUUAAUGCAGUGCCAAACGAGGGCCCAAAGCUCACAGGCAUGCAAUAUUGAUUUUCACCCUUAUCCCGUGCGCACGGAGAUUUCUCCAGAUUCUCAGAAUCUUUUGAUGAUAUUAUGUACUGUAGAUGAUGAGAUAUUCAUAGUCUUCGCAAUUUUACAUUGAGGAACAUUAUUCUGAAACUAUUCCACAAAUUGUAGACGCAGUUUUUCGCAGAUUGGUGAACCUCUGCCCGUCUUUACUUCUGAAAGACUCUGCUUCUCUAAGAUACAAUCAUGUUAACCUACAGCUGUGCCUUUUGUUGCCCUGACACAACUUUUUUGAGACGUGUUGCAGCCAUCAAAUUCAAAAUGACUUAAUUUUUUUCUUAAAAUGGUACAUUUCCUCAGUUUAAACAUUCAAUAUGUUUUCCAUGUUCUACUGUGAAUAACAUAUGGGUUUAUGAGAUUUGUAAAUCAUUGCAUUCUGUUUUUAUUUACAUUUAUUUACAAUUUACACAGCGUCCCAACUUUUAUGGAAUUAGGCGAUACAGAUGAGCAGCCGAUAUCAUUAAAAUGUUUUUUCUUUUUGUAAAUUGUAUUUAAUAUAUUUUUUAUAUAUAUUUUAAAGCAUAUUUACAGAACUUCAUCAGUAACUUUGCAAUCAACUAAAAAUAACAUGAGAUUUCUGGUGUUGAUGAGACGGUAGUGAAAUGAAGAAUGGUGGCCAGCUGCCUAUCAGCUCAGCCAUAAAAUAUUAUUUGCUCUUGUACAUCCACUUUGUUUACAUACUGUUAGGUCAGUGUGGAUCUGCCGGCACUGUUUUCACUGUGGCCAUUUGGCGUGAUCCAAACCUACUGAACCUGAUUCACUCUAUGUCUCUGAACGAUACUGAAACAUACUUGUCACAUUUUCUUACCCAGUGCAGACCUGUAAGGGAACUUGUCCAUGAGAUGAAAACCACUAAGCCUUUUAUUCUAAGCAUGGGUCACAGGGAACCUGGAGCCUAUCCCAGGGAACAUCAGGCACAAGGCAGGGUACACCCUGGACAGGGUGUCAAUCCAUCGCAGGGCACACAAUCACACACACUACGGACACUUUGGACAUGCCAAUCAGCCUACCAUGCAUGUCUUUGGACUGGGGGAGGAAACCAGAGCACCCGGAGAAAACCCCCGCAGCACGGGGACUUGAUGGGACUCAAACCCCGGCCCUGGAGGAACAUCCGGGUCUUUGUGAUGGCGUCGGUCGCUGUUCGGAAGCCAUUUUGGAGGCGCUCGAGCUUUUCCCAUGGCGACUCUACAGCACCACUGUGUGUUUGGGGAACUCGGCAGAGAAACAAUGGACAUGUUUCCACUCAGUUUGUAGCACAAGAUACGCUGUUGUUUUGGGGUACAGUCGAUAUGACAUUGUGUAUUUUGGGGAAAUUGCAGUUUAUUUCUUUUGCCGGUUCUUCACACGGAGCGAGUGUUUUCUUCACUAACUCGGUGUUGUUGCAGUGGUCAGAGGCCAUGGACGGCUUGUUCGCAUUCAUGUGUCGCGGUUAAUUAUUAUUAGUAUUAUCAUUAUUGUUGUAAAUGCUUUCCAGAGGAAAAAGUCCUAAAAGACAGAGUCUUUCUCGGGUCUCCGUCCGUCUCACUGCAGGAAUAUGUUUGCUCGCUGGGUGACACUGGCACUUAUUCGGGGAAGUUUGUUAGCAGGUCCCGGACAAGGCGAGGUCGGCACCCGAGAGUGUGCAUAUUAUAAUGAUAACUGGCGAGCUGAGAAGACUAAUCAGAGUGGCUACGAGAGAUGUGAGGGAGAAAAGGACAAGCGGCAGCACUGCUAUGCGUCCUGGAUCAACUCUUCAGGAACCAUACACCUGGUGAAAAAGGGCUGCUGGCUCGAUGACUUCAACUGCUACAACAGACAGGAGUGUGUGGCCACAGAGGAAAGCCCUCAGGUGUUUUUCUGCUGCUGCGAGGGAAAUUACUGCAAUGAAAGAUUCACACACAUGCCCGAAAUCACCGCUCCUGGAGUGAAGAUCCAGCCUCCUCCAGUGGGACCGUCUCUGCUUAGUGUGUUGGCAUACUCUCUCCUUCCUCUGCUUGUGCUUUCUCUGGCUUUGAUACUCGCAUGCUGGACUUACCACCAGCGCAAAGCUCCGUACGGCCACGUCGACAUUAACCAGGGUUUGGGUCCUGCUCCUCCGUCUCCUCUGGUGGGUCUGAAGCCAUUACAGCUGCUGGAGAUGAAGGCAAGGGGGCGCUUCGGGUGUGUCUGGAAGGCUCAGCUACUAACCGAAUAUGUUGCAGUCAAGAUAUUCCCUGUUCAGGAUAAGCAGUCAUGGCAGAAUGAGAGAGAAAUUUACCUCACUGAGGGACUGAGACACGAGAACCUGCUACGCUACAUCUCUGCUGAAAAACGAGGAACCAACCUGCAAAUGGAGCUCUGGCUCAUCACCGAAUUCCACGAAAGGGGAUCUUUAGCAGACUACCUAAAGGGGAAUGUGGUGAACUGGCCUGAUUUGUGCCACAUUGCAGAGAGCAUGGCCAGAGGCCUUGCCUACCUACAUGAGGAUCUGUCCUACAGACCGGAGGGGCCUAAACCAGCAAUCGCACACAGGGACUUUAAGAGUAAGAAUGUGAUGCUCAGGACUGAUUUGUCUGCUGUGAUUGGAGACUUUGGUCUGGCUGUGCGCUUCGAACCAGGGAAACCACCAGGAGAUACUCAUGGCCAGGUUGGUACUAGGCGCUACAUGGCCCCAGAGGUGCUGGAGGGUGCCAUAAAUUUUCACAGGGAUGCCUUUUUGAGGAUUGAUAUGUAUGCUUUGGGCCUGGUGCUCUGGGAGCUGUUGUCCCGCUGCACUGCUGCUGCUGAUGGGUCUGUACAUGAGUAUAUGCUCCCAUUUGAGGAGGAGGUUGGUCACCACCCAUCUUUGGAGGAUCUGCAGGAUGUGGUGGUCCAUAAGAAGAUGAGGCCCAUGCUGAAGGACUGCUGGCUUAAACAUCCGGGAAUGGCUCAUAUGUGUGAGACAGUAGAAGAGUGCUGGGACCACGACGCAGAGGCCCGUCUGUCCGCAGGCUGUGUGGAAGAACGCAUCAUCACCAUCACCAGGGCAACCAACACCACCAACAGUUCUACCUCAGACUGCCUUGUCUCCAUGGUUAUGAUCGAUAGCGACUCGGCUCUACCACUCAAAGAGGCGAGCAUUUGAAUGCUGUCCAUCAAUGAAGUAGGAACUAGAGACCGCAAGACUACCAACAUCAAACCUCUCCAGUAAUGUGAACUUUGCUGCUGUUCUGAUAUUUUCUAUGGAGUUAAACAAAAAGAUCUGCUAGCAAAACAUUAAGUAUAAAAAACUGACAUAAUAAGGAUGAAAUCAGACUUUGUUCUCAAAGUGUGUGCGUGCGGACAUUAGAUGUGCUCACUAAAGGAAUUCUGGCGUUUCACCCAUGAAUUUCAGGAGCAAUAUGUUUUUGUCUUGUUUUUUUUUUGUUUUUUGUUUUUUUUAAAAAAGAAAGUUUGUCUUUAGUUGUUGAUCAUUUUGCUUGUGGAUCUUUAAUAUCUUUCAGACAGAUUUACCUCCAUAAAUUUUAUUUGGAUUUUACUAAACCUCACAUCCCCUCCCUCCUUGCAUUCAGAAAGUAUAAAAACACAACACAGCGGCUGAAGCCUCGUACGGCAAUCAGAUGACCAUUUCACAGUGCACUCGUUACCUCAUGUUUUUGCUGACUUUCAGGAUUCGAAUGUGAAUUGUAAGGGAGUUUACUUUUCCCUAAUAUCUGUAUCCACUCCGUAAAUACCUCCAUUCAAGGACUUGGCUCGUGAAGUCUACAUUCCUCACUUGUCUUUACGCUGUUGAUCAGUGACUCGACAAAGUGGAGCGAGAAGCUAAAGACUGUUACACAAAACCGACCUCCAUUUGAUCGAGCACGUCUCCUACAACUCAGUGGUCUUUAAAAAAAAAAAAAACUGCUUUUGUGGUUGCUAGAAUCUUUAGUUUCUUUGUGAAAGUGUUUGAUGUGUUUUAUGAAGAAUGAUAUGCUUGUUAGGAAUUUGAGAGCGCAGUUGUCUGGAACACUGGAAUCAAAAUGCAGCAGGACUGUUUUGGUUAUUUUCAGUAUUGCUAUAUUAUAGCAUAGCCUCUGAUUAUCUGUUCUUCGACAGUUUUAUCAGGCAGAUUACGUGUGUGGUGGUCUGGGAAAACGCUUUGGAUGACACUGCAACAAAUUCUGUAAAACAUACAAAAACAAUAAGCAAAUAGCCAGUAAUAUACAUCUCUACAUUAAGAAAACAUAGAUUUUACUACAACAAUGUGAAAGUUUUUUUUAUUUUUAUUUAGGCUACUUUGUAAUUUGGCCUAGUCUGCCUGCAAAAAUCCUGCUGAAGUCCUGCUAACUGAGUGGAAUUUUCUCACACUGAAUAUCAGGCUUUCUUACGAUCAUUACGUGACGUGGUGAAAUACUCAUUUGUACUCUGACAACGGCUGUCAUCAUCAAAACUGAGGAGUGCUUACACACUACAGACGGCAGCGAAAAAGAGUUUGAACGUUUGAGUGACUUCAUAAAAACAUCAUCCAUCCAUCCAUCCAUCUAUCUAUCUUCAACCGCUUACUCCUUUUCAGGGUCACGGGGAACCUGGAGCCUAUCCCAGGGAGCAUCGGGCACAAGGCGGGGUACACCCUGGACAGGGUGCCAAUCCAUCGCAGGGCACACAAUGACACACACGUUCACACACCCAUUCAUACACUACGGACACUUUAGACACGCCAAUCAGUCUACCAUUUUCGUUGCCAGAACUGACUGACUGAUUCAGAAAUGAUUCCCCAUCCAUGCUAGCAUGAACAGAGUUCAGUCAUGUGAAGAGAUUAUAAUGAGGCCUGUGAGUGACUCUUACCUCAGGUGAUGAUACAGAUCGAUGUGGAUGACGCUGAUAAUCAAAGUCAUUACUGUGAUUUAUAACCUUUAAUGUUUAUAAAUGUAGAGGUAGACACGGUGUCUGUCUUUCAGUAGAAUUGGUAUUGAAUCUUUAACUGCCUUUGAUCACUCGGUAUUUUCAAAUGCUACUUCUUUUAACUUCUGUUUGAGAUAUAUGUGCUGACAAAUUUUAGUUCAGGAAAGCCUUUAGAUUUCAGAAUUUAUAUGUAUAUAUAUUACACACACACUCUGUCACAAGUGUCACAUAUAAUGUCACAAUCUGACCUUUCCCAGGCCACCACACACACAUUUGUAUGACUAGUCUUUGAUUAUUGAGCUCUAGUGUACAUGCGUCUACAGAAUGAGCAUUGUGUGACAUGGAAAUGCCUUUAUGCUCUUCAUACUUUAGUAUUACGCCUACAUAUUUAGGACCGGGACUCUGAAAGUGUGUAGGUUAACAUGUGAUGUGUGCUUUAUUGACAGGUGCUGCCUAUGUAAUGAGCAAUAGCACUGAUGCUUCAGGAUUAAUAAGGUUGGAUUUGUUUGUGUUGUAUACACUACUCAGGGAUGUGUGUGUGUGUGUGUGAGGUGGUAACUGUAAGGAGUCUGUGUGUUUGUACGUGUGUAUGUAGUUUUUAAUCGCACAGCUUUUAGCAAUAGCAGUAGGACCCUCUCAGUGGAGUAGAUGUGGUGCUUGUGUUCAUUUUUAUUGCCCCUUCAAAAACCAGGCUUAAUGAAUCGCAUCUUUGUGUGUGUGUUUGCUGAGGAUUUGUGAAGUUUAGUAGUAGUAUAACAAUUCUGACCUCAUUUAGGUGUGUUGUAUUGUUUUUGUGGUAGAAAUGUAUGGCUACUUUUCUAUGAUUGAGAUGUAUAGCAAGUGCUGUGAUGUGUUUGUGUGCUCACAAUAUAGCUAAUGUAAAGACAACAGGUCGGUGGUUUUUGUGCACAGAGAUGGCAUUUUCUCAUUUAUUGCUGUCUUUUUUAUUAUUAUUAUUAUUUUAUUUAUUUUUUUAACUUAUGUAAAAGGUGGGACCUACCUCAUUUGAACCACUCUGGAAUAAUGGUUAUGUUUCCAAACAUUUUCCCCCUUCACCGAUGUUGAAAUUGUAUUUGUGUUACUGUUCUACUCUGUAUACAGCAGCAGCAGCAUCUCUAACCUCUACCUGAGCCAAUUCAAUCAGCAUGACUGACACUCGUAAAUGUAUACUGACAUCAGGGAUUUAAAAGUAAACCUAUGAAGUAUUACAGCUGUCUACAUGUUAGGUUGUGCCACAUUUCUUUUAAAUGGAUUAAAUCAGCAGUGCUACUAGAGUCUUCAUACAGGGAAGGGUUUUUUUUCUUUGUUUGUGUGUGGGUUUUUUUUUUUUUUUAAAUGAAUGCUACAAAUCAUUAAUGUAGUCUUAACACAAGAAAUUUGGCAUGCACACCUCUGCCAGUUUGUUCAUUUGGAAGCUGUACGUGCUCUGAUUUCUGUAAAUCUAAUACUGCUUUUGACUUGCUCCUCUUACUCCUUAGGUAUUUGGUAGGUAUUUGGAGUCGAGGGCGUGUUGUCUUUUGGUUUUUCGUAGUCGGAGGCUCUAAAUUACGAGCGUUAAUCGAAGGCUGCGCAGCCCUCGCCAUAUGUCUACAACUAGGUUUAGUACAUGCAGAAAAUUUUUUUUAAUGAUUACAAAUCAGGAAAAUGAUCUUGACACACAGAAUUUGGCCUGCACACCUUGGAGUUCUCCACCAUCUCAACAUUACAUAAAUUGUUUUUUUGCAUCUUUUAAAUCAUAAAAGUUAUCAAUACACAAUGGUUUGUGAGUCAUUAUCUGCUGGAAUCUUAAGUUUGGCAGUUGCUUCUCUUUUCCCUGUGAUCUUAACCCUAGUCCUAUGCAUCCAGGAUUCAUAAAUGCAACUUCUUUUUCUUUUUUUUUUCUUUUUUUUAAACGGCAAAAUAAAAUAAAUCAUAUGUUUGUCAACACACAAAGACUCUGGCAUGCAAAUCUCUACAUGUGGUAUUAUUCCAGAUCUAAAGUUUGGAAGCUGUAUGCACUCUUUUUCGUGACCCUAAACCUAGAGGGUUGAUACAAAAAAAUCGGAAAUCAUAAAGGGAGGACCCAAAAAAAAAAAAACCCACCUGUGUGGCAUGGUUUUCCGAAAUUGUAAGUCUGGAAAGUGCGUAACUCUAAUGCUAGUCCUGUACCUAUCAGUUCAAUACGUGCAAAAUUUAAAGAAAAAGUUAUGUUAUCAACACAGAAUUUAGGCAGCAGAUGUGUGUGUGCGGUCAUUUCCUACACCCCAAUCUAGAAAGAACAUGAUCUUCUAGACCACCAGCAUGUAUUUAGAACAGUGCUGAGUAACGAAUAACAGUUGUUAAAGCGUAUGCAUAUACAGGAUGUACACAGCCCUGUGUGUGCAUGUCCAUGGUGCUCAUAAAAUUAGGAUCAUCAGUUGUCCUGUGUUUCACAAACAGACUGGAUGAUGAUACCAAAUGUUAAAAGGUUCUUAGUAAAUAUAAUCGUUUUUUACUUCUUUAUUUGUGCUUGUAUGAUUCUCUUGUCUCACUGUUUGUCAGGUAAUUUCAAUUUAUUGCCACAUCCAGAAUUUUACUUCAUUAAAGAUCACUAAGUUCA
This is a messenger RNA of Ictalurus punctatus (channel catfish), 8141 nucleotides long. RefSeq names its product activin receptor type-2B. The transcript has 13 exons. The record is from RefSeq and is a predicted model, not a curated record. Gene Ontology annotation, molecular function: ATP binding; activin binding; activin receptor activity. Gene Ontology annotation, cellular component: activin receptor complex; plasma membrane. Bases 2277 to 3824 code for a protein of 515 amino acids. Gene Ontology annotation, biological process: protein phosphorylation; cellular response to growth factor stimulus; activin receptor signaling pathway. Lineage: Eukaryota; Metazoa; Chordata; Actinopteri; Siluriformes; Ictaluridae.